AUGCAUUUAUUCACGUUUAUUCUACCCUUGGCUAUCCAGGCUGCUGUGAUCCAUGCCGUCCCUCCUGGCUUGCCCACCAAAUAUGCAUACCAAAGGGAUGUUGGCAAUGAUGCCUCAUUAACUGUCAGUACUGUUGGAGCCACCCCAGCCGUUGGCAUCCAUAACAGAGAUUUGUCUCCAGAUAUUGCUGGAACCACUGUUGGCCAUCACAUUCCCCUGAUGCCGCCCUUUGAUCCACCAUGUGCUACGACAACAUCCACAGCCCUCAAAUCCAUCAAGUCCCUCGCCCCCCUCCUGGACCGCGUCCUCGUCCAGCGCAUCAAGGCCCAGACCCAAACCGCUGGCGGCAUCUUCCUCCCCGAGUCGUCGGUUAAGGAGCUCAAUGAGGCGCGUGUCCUUGCUGUUGGACCGGGGGGGUUGGAUAAGGAGGGGAAGAUUGUGAAGCCGAGUGUUAAGGCGGGGGAUAAGGUUUUGAUUCCUCAGUACGGUGGUUCCCCAGUCAAGGUCGGAGAGGAGGAAUACGCUCUCUUCCGCGACUACGAGCUUUUGGCCAAGAUCAACGAGUAA
Pseudogymnoascus verrucosus is the source of this 567-nucleotide messenger RNA. It is a transcript of the gene HSP10, whose product is annotated as 10 kDa heat shock protein. Bases 1 to 567 code for a protein of 188 amino acids. Gene Ontology annotation, molecular function: metal ion binding; protein-folding chaperone binding; ATP binding. The record is from RefSeq and is a predicted model, not a curated record. Lineage: Eukaryota; Fungi; Ascomycota; Leotiomycetes; Thelebolales; Thelebolaceae. The transcript is spliced from 4 exons. Gene Ontology annotation, cellular component: mitochondrial matrix.